GCAGCGCUAUGUCCUGGUACCGCAACACCGUGUGGUUCGUGAAGGGGCUGCGGGAGUACACCAGAGGUGGUUACGAGUCUGCUUCCAAGCGCUUCAACCCAGCUGAUGUGGAGGUGGAUGUGGCUGGAAGAUCCUUCCUGGUCACUGGUGCAAACAGUGGCAUUGGCAAGGCCACGGCCAAGGAGAUAGCAAGGAGAGGUGGCACGGUUCAUCUGGUUUGCCGAAAUAAGGACCGGGCUGAAGUUGCCAAAGAGGAAAUAGUGACAGAAACGGGCAAUCAGAACAUCUUCUUGCAUAUUGUGGAUAUAUCUAAUCCCAAGGAAAUAUGGAAGUUUGCUGAAAAAUUCCGAAAUGAACAUCAAUUAAAUGUGUUGAUCAACAAUGCGGGAUGUAUGGUGAAUAACAGAGAGUUAACUGAAGACGGACUUGAAAAAAACUUUGCAACAAACACUUUGGGUACAUACAUCAUGACAACUGCCCUGGUGCCCCUCCUGGAAAAAGCAGCUGAUGCCAGAGUGAUCACUGUUUCUUCUGGGGGCAUGCUAGUUCAAAAAUUAAACGUAUCUGACUUGCAGUCAGAAAGUGGGCCAUUUGAUGGAACCAUGGUGUAUGCACAGAACAAGAGACAGCAAGUUGUCCUGACAGAACAGUGGGCAAAGGCUCACAGAAAUAUCCAUUUCUCCGUGAUGCACCCCGGCUGGGCAGACACCCCAGCUGUGAGGUCGUCCAUGCCGGCUUUCUACGAGAGGAUGAAGAACUCUCUGCGCACAGAGGCCCAGGGAGCCGACACCGUCCUGUGGUUGGCGGUGUCAGCUGAAGCAACAAAGCUGCCCAGUGGCUUGUUCUUCCAAGACAGGCAACCAGUCCCUACACACUUACCCCUAGCAUACACCCACAGUCCACCAGAGGAUGAAGAGAAACUAAUGGAAGUGCUGGAAGAGUUCUCCCAGAAGUUUAAACCUGCUUCUCCAGGAAUUUAGGGUCUCUGCUGACACAGUGUCACCACAAAAUCUUCUAAUUACACAGUAAUCUGCUAUUGAGGGGAGGUAGGAUGCCAUAGGCCUGUUAAAAAUGAAUUAGGUUCAGGUGUUCUCAUAAUGAGGUGGUAGAGUGGCACCUGUGUAAUUUUUCUGUGCUGCCAAGUCUCUCCCAUUGUGAAUAUGCAGCUGCUGCCUCAAGACACACUAAGGUUGUGUUCUUUGGAUUGGAAGAAAAAUUGAGAGGCAUUAAAAUAAGCCCUGAGACUUUGUAAAGUUACCUAGAAUAAUUUAAAACACUCAGCAGAGAGAAAUGCAGAGGAGCAUACUUUCAGUAGCCUUUGUGAAGGACUUCAGGAAAGAAGUGGGAAUGUUUUACACAACUUUUAACUGCUGUAUUUGAUAGGUUGGUGGCUUCCUUUACUGCAUGAGGGUGAUUGGGCUCAAGCCUGUAACUGGGAAUGCAGAAAGUCUCUUGCAGAGCCUGCUUAGUUUAAAGGGAAGGAUUCCUCACAGCCUUUAGUUUCUAUAAAUUAGUGCUGGUAUGCAGACAUGAUCUGCUUCCUCAUGUUUAAACAGCAAGAAUUUAGGAACACUGCCAAAUGCCUUCCACAUUACUUUAUGGAGCCAGGGCUAAAUAUUAUCCCAUUUAUGUCAAAAUACCAUGAAGUAGGAGGUUUCAACACAACACACCCAGACAUGGCUGGAUCCAGCAGAGAAAUGGCUGCAUGACUGUAGGCACAAAAAGAAACAACAUGCUAAGGUGUAUCUGCUUGCCAUUUCUUUGAGAGAUUAAAGGGAAUUGUUUUAUCAUUGUGAAUGGAUUAAGAGGAGGAGGGAGCACUGGUGUGGCACAGGUUUUAGAGGAGAAUCCACCUCCUGAUCAGAGGCUUGUAUUUUGUCUGGAUGUGUUUACUUCCAGACACAGAGGACAGGAUUCACCCUGCCUGAUCUGUGGACAUUUGAAUUACUCACUGAGUUUCUCACUGUAAAUUGGUAGAGGGGAAGAUGGGCUUUUUCACUGGAUCUAGUUUAAGAAGCACCACCUACAGUGCUGCAUCUUUCUAAGAGUGCCGAAGACAAUCAGUUCAGACUAAGACUUCCUGGUGGUACUCAUUUUGUCUUAAUUAUUUCAGAUUUACUGCAAAGCCAAGACUAUUAUUAACAAAGGUAUAACACCUUUUCUCCUGAACUGAGUGUGUUUAUUAACCAGCUGCCUCCAGAACCAGCCAAGUUGCUGCAAUGUUUCACAUGAGGCUUACACCAGUGUGGUAAGACCAGGGACCUAAACACAAAUAUAACACAGAUGUUCUUGAGCUCUCUGCAGUGACUGGCAGCUAAAGACUGGUGAUAGACAGAGGUGAGUUCCUUCUGUCUGCUUUACGUAAUUUAGUUUCCUCCUGGCUGAUGGUAUUUCCUCAUUAUUCAAAGAUCUCCUAUUAAGUAUCAGUUUAAGAAAAAUCUCCUUUUUUCAGCCUAUUGUCAAUCUCCUUAGAAGUAAAGACUUUACUGUCAGAGAGGCCCUGACAAAAAUUUUCCCAUGAUAAGCAGUGCUGAGACAAGUCAGGCUGUCACAGCUCCUCCUGAAGAGGCUGGGUCAGCAUUCAAGUUAUUGCCUCAUUUAUAAACUUAACCCCUUCUUGCACUACAGUGAAAGAAAACAACAGCAAGGCUUGUACAGAGGUUUAUUUCCUGCAAAUCUGGUAUUAACAUUUUCUGUGGUUUCAGCUGUUAAAUACAGUUACCCAAAACAAGAGCAUGGCUGGAAGCAUAUAUACUAACUACAUUUCUUAACCCAAUAGCUGCAAAGCUAGUAAAAACAUUUGCAUUAUUUAGUAUUUACAUCAGUUUGCUUCUCAGCUCUGCAGUACAGAAGAAAAGUUUAAUGACUGGUAUUUAAAUAGUUCAUAAAAGUAAAAACUGUGCACUAUAAAGGUAUAUAUUUAACACAUUUUAGUCCACAUUCUACACUAGUGUAUUUGAAUAGCCUAUAUUUUUCAUUUUUUGUCACAGCUUAAAAAUGAAACCAGUCAAGAAAACUGCUUUAAUCAAAGUUUGGUCACAGUGUCUAAGAGCAACAUGCUAUGGUUUAAGAGCACUUCUGAUUUAAAAAGAACUAAACCACAGAAACAGCAAGUAGAAACAAAGUCCAGAGUGCCACACACUUUGGUAUUAUGGUCCUGCUGAUGCUUUAUUUCAGCCUGAUUCCACGAGAGCAAACAUGGCAUGUGGCUGCAAGCCAGCGAGAGGAUCUGUCUAAUGCAAUCUAGAGUGACUUGCACCUUCUUGUGAGUGAGUACAUUUACAGACUCACAGAUUAUGCUGAGUCAGAAGGGACCCACAGGGAUCAUGGUGUCCAACUCCUGGCCCUGCACAGGACACCCCGAGUCACACCAAGUGUCUGAGAGCAUUGUCCAAAUGCUUCUUGAACUCUGCUGGGCUUGGUGCU
This is a messenger RNA of Camarhynchus parvulus, 3426 nucleotides long. RefSeq names its product dehydrogenase/reductase 12 (gene DHRS12). The record is from RefSeq and is a predicted model, not a curated record. The transcript is spliced from 10 exons. Lineage: Eukaryota; Metazoa; Chordata; Aves; Passeriformes; Thraupidae. Bases 9 to 980 code for a protein of 323 amino acids.